AUGGCCUCAGUGUGCGAGUCGUCGUAUCCGUCGUAUCCUGCAGCGCUGGGCUUCUGGAAGAGCCUCGACAGGGAGACGUCGAGGGCAUCACGGCGCGUACAGCCGCUGAGCGACAGCACCAACAACGCUCAUCGCACUCACGCCGUCGCGGGAUGCAAGCAAGAUGCGACGGCGUCAGAAACUGGUGCGUGGGAAUGCGCAGCGUGGGAGUCAGGCGCGUCGGAUCGUGCAUCGUUGGAAACUCGUGCGUCGGACCCUGCACCGUGCCACUGUGCCGCUUCGGAUGCGCCGGAAACUGCUGCGCUGGACUCCGCAGCGCCGGAGUCAGCUGCGACGCACUCUGGUGCGCCGGAAUGUGCAGCGCCGGGAUCACCUGCCACGGAAACCGCUGCGACGGAAAUCGCUGCGACGGAACCCGCUGCGACGGAAACCGCUGCGACGGAAACCGCUACGACGGAAACCGCUGCGACGGAACACGCUGCGACGGAACGCGCUGCGACAGAAACUUCAUGGUCGUCACCCCCGUCAGGUGGUGGCAGCAAAGCGGCAGCAACGCAAUAA
This is a messenger RNA of Closterium sp. Yama58-4, 561 nucleotides long. NCBI's taxonomy places the organism in Eukaryota, Viridiplantae, Streptophyta, Zygnematophyceae, Desmidiales, Closteriaceae. The record is from the annotation of a GenBank genome assembly.